CCCGUGUUUCGAUACUCCUCUAACUUCUCUAAGACUUCCCCUCUUCUCCGCACGACCACACUAUAACGUAGUCUCUCUCGGAGUCUCUCCUCUCUCUGCCAGUCUCUCUCCUCUGUCUCUCUGUCUCCCUCUCUCCUACUACUGUCUGCUGAGUCAGUGCUGACCUUGUCGGGACGGCGAUGGCGUCCUCUGCGAUCCUUCGCUUGGCGGUGGUCACGCUUGCGGCGGCGUUGUUCCUGCUCCUCACCCCGACUCUGAUCGAAGCUCGGCCGCAACGGAAGCUCUGCGGGCCGAAGGUCGAGGCCAUCGACUGGAGCUGUGGCGGUCCUAAUGUGUCGUUAGACCUGGAGCACGACUGCUCGGUGAAGCAGGGAAAGAAAGUGUUUGACUACGUACAGAAGAAGCUGGUCGGCGAGGGCUGGCCUGCUCUCACCACGAGCCGCGUUAUGCAGGAGUACGUCCGUGCGUACGUGGCAAUCAAGCUGCGUCAAAAGAUCUGCGUCUGGUACAACCAUCAGUGCAACCAGCAGUGUCCCCGCAACGGUGCUUCCUGCGUGACGUCCUGCCUGUCCAACUUCAGGGGAUGCAAAUCGAGCGACCCCACGGACUGCUGCAAGCCCAAACCUCGCUGCAACCACACCGCCCCAGCUAGCGGGAGGCGAUUGCUCCAGGAGAACGACAGCAACAACAACGCCAACAUCAAGACUGUGCAGGUAACUAAGACGGGGACCACCUCGGACGGAGACAUGCUGGCGGCAAUCGCAGAGAAAAUGGGGAACGCGGGAAUCGAGAAAGGACAGGCGUGUGCGGCAUGCUUAACGAACACAAUUCCCGGGGGAGGGGACAACCCGAAGAGACGAAUGACAUGCUCCGCCGCCGGCGGUGAAGGCCCAGCUGAUAACAGCCAAGCAGAUCCAGGAGCAUCUGCAUCGCCAAUCCCGUGUUUCAUCAUUCAAUGUUCUAUUGGCUGGAGCAAGCCGGCGGGCGGCCAUUGCAAUUUCAAGCUCGAGGCGAGGCGUCUGCCUGACGACAGCAACGUGAUGAUGUGAGGGGUUCGAUCCGCUGAAGUUGAGCUUGAGAGAGAAAGUUCGGUGACGAUGAGCUUCGAGACA
This is a messenger RNA of Chara braunii, 1112 nucleotides long. NCBI's taxonomy places the organism in Eukaryota, Viridiplantae, Streptophyta, Charophyceae, Charales, Characeae. The record is from the annotation of a GenBank genome assembly.